GCAAAGCUGAAAGCCUCAAAGCCCUAGAGCUUGCGGGAGUUCCCUUCUUCAAUUCUCGAGGUCGGUUCUCCGAAUAAUGGGGAAAAAAUCUGGUAGCCUAUACAUAAACCCGAAGAAAUUUGGCGCAUUUGCAAAACCUUGCAUGAAAGAAAUGAUGUCAUUUCUCAACUGCUUGUCCUUAAACCAGAUAAAUGAUGACAAAUGUGCCAGGCAAAAGGAGCUUUUGGGUGCCUGUAUGGAUGCCCAGAAUAACAAAAACCGAAAAGCAUGGGGCAGCAUAAAUUACCACUUGCAGAGGCUUAACAAAACAAGGAAGUAGUUCGGAUUUCACAAGAAGGAUGUAUGUUACAUAGUCACUCUUCUACUUCAUCACUUUGCAGGUUUAGUAGGGGAUAGAAGUGGUAUGCAUAUUAAAUGAGAGAACGAUUAUUUGUCAUUAUCCUGUUGGAUAUGCCAAUUUUACUGAUGGAAAAAUUUUGGAUGUUUUGUUUGAGCAAUGCCAUUGUAUCUCAGCAUUUUAUAAUGAUCAAUACACAUCUAAUUAGGGGACAAACUUUUUCGUUUAUUUUUAUUUUUGGAUUCGUGGGAACAAUCGAGGUGGAAGUUAUUUCAUUUGACAAAAAUUUUAGGUCACAUAAACUUGGACUAUAUGAAUAA
This is a messenger RNA of Carica papaya (papaya), 657 nucleotides long. RefSeq lists its product as uncharacterized. Gene Ontology annotation, biological process: mitochondrial translation. The record is from RefSeq and is a predicted model, not a curated record. Lineage: Eukaryota; Viridiplantae; Streptophyta; Magnoliopsida; Brassicales; Caricaceae. Gene Ontology annotation, molecular function: structural constituent of ribosome.